AUGGUGAUGAAGCCUUGGAAUCCUAUAGACGACUUCACUAAGGAAGAAGUUACGAACGUGCCUACUUUGGUUCAGCUCAAAGGUCUAGAUAUCAAAUACUGGGGAGAAGCUUCUCUGUUCAAAAUUGCAGGCCAACUGGGGGUACCCUUACAAGUCGACAAUGUUACUAAGAACAGGGAUAGGCUACAAUAUCCCAGGAUCCUAAUCCAAAAACAAACAGGGAAGUUCUUUGUGUCACUGAUUUAUGCUUUCAAUGAUGAGAAAAAGAGAGAAGAAUUAUGGGCAGAUCUAGAGGAAUUGGCGAAGAAACUAAGUGAACCAUGGAUUCUAAUGGGGGACUUCAAUGAGAUAAUGAAUGGAGAUGAAAGAAUAGUAAGAAGGGCUCAGUGCAAUCCAUCUCAGAGACUUCAAGAUUGUAUCGGGAACUGUAAUAUGGCUGAUUUGAAGUAUUCAGGGUCUUUCUACACAUGGAACAAUAAGCAAAAGCCUGAAGAGAGGAUUUUUUCCAAAAUUGAUAGAGAAAUGGUCAAUUCACAUUGGAUCAAUGCUUUUCCUUGUUCUGAAGCUGUUUUCUUACCUGAAUUAAGCUUCGACCAUAUUCCUAUCUUGGUGACUAUUUAUGAAGAUAGGUUCUGUGGGAGGAAGCCAUUUAGGUAUUUCAACAUGUGGAAACAAGCUAUUGAGUAUGAUAACUUGGUAACCAAGGCCUGGCAAGAAGAUAUCAAAGGGACGAAAAUGUAUUGUAUAGUGCAGAAACUAAGAAGAGUGAAGAUGGUGCUGAAACACAUAAACCAAACCGGUUUUACAGACAUACAAAAGACAAUGCUUACUACACGAGAAGCUUUGGCUGAGUUGCAAGUUAAAUUGAAUAAGGAGCCACAGAAUGUGGAAUUUAUGAACCAAGAGCAGGAACUAAGAAGCAAAUUUGCAGAAGUUAGUAAGGCAUUUGCUAGCUUCAUGGCACAAAAAGCUAAGGUCAGUUGGGCUAAAUAUGGUGAUGAGAAUUCACACAUUUUCCAUGCCUCCUUAAAAUUGAGAAGGAUUCAAAACAGAAUUUUCUCGAUUGAGGAUGAGCAUGGAAAUUGGUGCGACUCUCCAAAGAAAGUUCAGCAUGCCUUCUUAGACUAUUACCAAAAGCUAUUAGGGACUAAAAUUCCAGCCAAAAGGGAAGUUGUUCAAGCAAUUGUGGAUUUGGGACUAAGGAAGGAAGUAGAAGAUGCUAUUUUUGCUAUUGAUAGGGAUAAAGCCCCUGGACCAGAUGGGUAUGGAAGUGCUUUCUUCCAAGACAAUUGGAAACUUGUAGGGGAUGAGAUAGUAGAGGCAGUAUUAUCUUUUUUAAAUUCUGGAAAGAUUUUAAAAGAGAUUGAUACUACCACUAUUACUCUAAUUCCAAAAACAAAAUGCCCUAAGAGUGUAGUGGACGUUAGACAAAUCUCAUGCUGCAAUGUUAUAUACAAUUGA
Molecule: messenger RNA, 1461 nt
Organism: Cannabis sativa
Lineage: Eukaryota; Viridiplantae; Streptophyta; Magnoliopsida; Rosales; Cannabaceae
Exons: 3
Coding region: 1-1461 (486 amino acids)
Source: RefSeq, a predicted model, not a curated record